Messenger RNA from Pogonomyrmex barbatus (red harvester ant), 3270 nucleotides. RefSeq names its product protein N-terminal glutamine amidohydrolase. Gene Ontology annotation, cellular component: nucleus; cytosol. NCBI's taxonomy places the organism in Eukaryota, Metazoa, Arthropoda, Insecta, Hymenoptera, Formicidae. The record is from RefSeq and is a predicted model, not a curated record. Gene Ontology annotation, molecular function: protein-N-terminal asparagine amidohydrolase activity; protein-N-terminal glutamine amidohydrolase activity.
UGCAGUUUUUCUCCGAAUAUCAAAUGCAUCAGAGCGUGUAUGUGCGUUUCUUACUUUCAUGCCGUUCUACAUAACAUCGCCACAGAUGACGAGCUAUGCAUGCCGCAUUUUAUAUGGCGUGAGAGGAACUGUGCUGAAGUUUGCCAAGCUCUCGGACAAGGCGUUUGCGCCGGUAAAGGGCUCGGAAUAUGCGGCAGGAUAUGAUCUACGAAGUGCAUACAAAUAUAUCAUACCAGCUCAUGGCAAGGAGUUAAUUAAGACUGAUCUACAAAUAGAAGUUCCUUUUGGUACAUAUGGCAGAAUUGCACCACGAUCUGGUUUAGCAUGGAAAAGUCAUCUAGAUGUAGGUGCAGGUGUAAUAGAUGCAGAUUAUCGCGAGGAAAACGUAUGGAAGCUUUGCCAAGAUGUAGCGACUAGGCAUCCUUCUGAACUGCAGCAUUGUCAUGUCGUUUUCGUAAGCAACCCACGACGAAGUGUUCCCCUUUGGCGUCAACGAUCGGGAAAAGACGAGGACAAAUUAGUCGUGUGGGACUAUCAUGCCAUUCUCAUCUACGCACCCGACGAAAGGGCGGUAGUGUACGAUUUAGAAAGCUGCCUGCCGUUUCCCACGCAUUUCUGGAAGUAUGCGACUGAAACUUUCCGAUCUGACGAAGCGUUGCGACCGGAGUAUCACAGAAGAUUCCGUCUGGUACCCGCCAGCGUGUACUUACAACAGUUCGCAUCAAAUCGGCAUCAUAUGAAGCGCAAGGACGGCACUUGGAUCAAGACACCGCCAGAUUAUCCUCCGAUUUCUACACCAACCUGCAAGGAUAAUCUCGAUUCGUUCAUCAACAUGGAACCAGGAACCGGACUAGGCGUUGUAAUGAGUUUGAAACAAUUAGUUAAUCGAUUUUAUAGGCCAAAUGUAAACACACAGGCGCCGACGCCGCCUCAGCCGCAAGCUACAGCAACUUAAAUCGCAAGUUGCAACGCGUGCAAUGAUUGUACGCUUUGAUUAAACAUCUUGAAAAUCAAUUGUAUGGCCUAAGGGAAUUGGUUUGGUGCAUGCACCUUCGUGGGCUAAAAUAUUUGAUCGAAAUUUGAUAAUAAUGUUAGUUAAUUGCUGUUAAUUACGGCAGAAUUUCAAAUAUAAAGUCGUUGUGUAUUGCUGUUUGAGCGGAAUUUGCUCGGAGAGCUCGAACCGCGGUAAUUUUAGCCAAAUUGAAUUUAUUAUCGCAUUGUGAUACUUUUUGUCAACGUUUUGUCACAUUGUAUGUGGAUAUAGAAUUUAAAUAACUUUAUUGAUUUAUUUAUUAUUUUUCUUGUCUUUUUUAUCUCUGUGAAUAUUUCGUACAUAAAUCUAUGUCGUGAAAUCAAUAAGUACAUGAAAUUAUUAAUACAAGUAUUAAUUAUUUAUCUUUUAUUAUGAAAUCAAUAAGUACAUGAAAUUAUUAAUACAAGUAUUAUUAUUUAUCUUUAUUAUUAAUCGAGAUAUCCCGAUUCUAGAUAGAAAAGUUUAAAAUCUCAUGUUUUACUCACAAUCAAAAUCUACGUAUAUUGAUAACAAAAACAUGCACUUUUUGCAACAUAAUAUGAGAUUGAUGUUUUAUUCUUCAAUCGAGUGAUUUGGCUUGUCGCGCAUGAAGAACGAUUCUGCUGAGCUGCUUUUUGAAUACUCUCGAUAAGUGCUUAUGCAUCGUAUUAAUGAACUCCAUCGAAAUCCAUUUCUCUCUUCCCCCCCCCUUCUCUCUCUCUCUUUCUCUCUUUUACUAAAGUUUCCUUCGCAGAAUUUAUCCGGAGGGAUGUUCUCCUCUUCCGGCAAAUGCAGCACAUUGUAUUCGAUCACGUUCUGAACUCGAGUCGUAUUUUAUAUAAGUACUUUCGUCUUCAUGCCAUAAAGCAAUUUCUCACGGCUUUACUCUGUCAGUGGUGUUAUUAUAAUUAUUGUGUCAAAGACUGAUGUAUUUACAGAGAAUUAUCCGACUUGAUAGAGAUCCCUUUGUCUAUCGGCGCGUGCUCGAAGCGCGGGACUCAAUUAAAAGCGCUUAUAAUUAUUGUGCGAUCGAUGUAGUAAGGUCAAGAACUUAAUCUUUGCGACGUAAUUAUUACGAUUAUUGUAAUUCUUGUGAUACUUUACACUUUCUACUUUGAAUACCUAUGCUAUACUUACCAUUUAUACUAACAGCCGAUUCUUAAAAGAUAUAUAUUCGCUUGUUGAGCGGCUUCCCUAAUUGGCGUAUUAAAUUGAAUGAAUACGCGACAUUGUCACGCGACCAAUUGUUAACAUCGAAGAACCUGUUGACUCAACAAACGCACGUUGUUUAGUGAUGAUAGGAACAAGUUUUACGACGAAUGCUUUAAAUUUCCUAUCUGUUCUAUAAAUAAGAGAAAUAUGCUCUUAUCUUAAGAUAUAUUUUAUUAUUAUUUUUUUACUUUACAUGAAAUAUUGAAUAUUUUAUUAUAUACCUAUUCAAUUUAUUAAUGUCUUGUUCUUGUGCGGAUAUGCGAUUAACUCUUUGCGAUUCGUGAAUCGAGUGUGAAUGAAUAAUAUACAUUUAAAUGUUUGCAAUUAUAGAGUGGCCUUCAUACACCAGAAUAGCCAAUCUUGGAUAUGAGUGUAAAAUAAGUGUAAAAUGCUUGCCACCUUCGAUCAGUAUGAUGUAACCUUGGAACGCAAAGGGUUAAAUCGCGUGUUAUAUUAUGCACAUUUUAUCAGAUGUGGCAGUUCAGCCUUUGUGCAGGCUUUCUUCUUACGAUCUCUACGUAUUUUAUUAUUUAAUAAUGAUGUGAAUGUGAAAAGGAUUCUAUAAUUUAUAUAAGAAUAUUGAAAUAUCUUUUUCAAUUUAAUCAUUAGUUACCUCAUUUUCGGACGAGUACAACGGGGAAGUUUAUCAACAAGCAGUUACUAUCGAACUAUCGACUCGACGAGUUGGUGCCGCAAAUGAUGCACCAAUCAUUUUGUGGAAGGACUCGCCGGUCGGAUCGAUAGUUUUAAGAGUUCGUCCACUCUUUGCCUUCCAAAGUCUCUCACUAGUUCACUCUUUCUCAUUGACACAUGUUUACCUCCAGUUCGCAUGUAUCAUGUUACUACGAGCGUACGUACUUGUAAGCGGAGGAGUUACGGUUUCGAAGUAUCUAGUCACAAAAUUGCUUUAAUGUAAAUUAUGAGACAGCAGUCUCUAUGACAGGAUUUUCUUUUAAUGGACGCGCAACGCGUGGUAAAUUCGGGACCGAUCUUCUUAGCGAGUAAUCACGAGAAACUUUAUCAAAAGACAAAAAUACCGAAAAAAA